AUGUCCGCUUUCCAGACACACCCAUCCGCCUUUCAUCUACCAAGGUACUCGGCACCAGACGUCUCUAUCUCUCCACCCGACGCAAACAUCGAUGCGGCUUUUGCCAUUCGCGCGCAGAGCCAAGGCUUUCAGCACUACGGUCGUUUAGAAAUUGAAGACCUCACUCGGCUUUUCAAAGCCUUGUUAGAGAGGCGAGGAGAUGACUCUGUCAAAGCAAGAGCAUUAGUCACCCUAUUCGGCAGCCAACCCGUCGACGGAUGGGAGCAGAGCUUUAGCACUGCCUUCAUUGGUGCAUCGGACGACACGGUCAGGAAAAUAUGCCGAAUGCUGAAAGAUGAUGGUGGUCUGCGUGACGCGCAUGCUCGCGUACAAGAAGUCUUGUCGGCGCAGGCAAGGCUACAAGUGCCGACGAUCGAUCUGUCACCAUGA
Molecule: messenger RNA, 429 nt
Organism: Peniophora sp. CBMAI 1063
Lineage: Eukaryota; Fungi; Basidiomycota; Agaricomycetes; Russulales; Peniophoraceae
Source: the annotation of a GenBank genome assembly